Trametes versicolor FP-101664 SS1 is the source of this 2234-nucleotide messenger RNA. RefSeq names its product acetate--CoA ligase. NCBI's taxonomy places the organism in Eukaryota, Fungi, Basidiomycota, Agaricomycetes, Polyporales, Polyporaceae. The record is from RefSeq and is a predicted model, not a curated record. Gene Ontology annotation, molecular function: AMP binding; acetyl-CoA synthetase activity. The transcript has 10 exons. The coding region runs from base 23 to 2032 and encodes 669 amino acids. Gene Ontology annotation, cellular component: cytosol.
CACCUCUCCUCCCACUACCACCAUGGCCUCCGCUGAAGUGCCCGCAGAGGACACCCACCACAGGGUCCCCACCCACCCCAUCGCGCCCCGCCUCAAGAACGGCCAUAAGACGCCGCACAUUGGCCCGCACAUCCAUGCAUACAAGUCCCUUCAUUCCCAGACCGUCGGUCACGAGAGCGAUGCCUGGUGGGCGAAGACCGCGAAGCAGACCCUCCACUGGGAUCGUCCCUUCCAAACCGUCCGUGCCGGAGACUUCGAAACGGGCGACAUCGUCUGGUUCCCCGAGGGCGGCCUGAACGCGUCGUACAACUGCGUCGACCGCUGGGCGUUUAAGCACCCGGACAAGACCGCCAUUAUCUACGAAGCAGACGAGCCCAACGAGGGCAGCUACAUCACGUAUGCACAGCUCCUCCGCGAGGUGUGCUCCGUCGCGAAUGUUCUCAAGGAGUUCGGUGUGAAGAAGGGCGACACCGUCUCGGUGUACCUGCCUAUGACCUGGCAUGCGGUCGCUGCGUUCCUCGCGUGCGCCCGUAUCGGUGCGGUGCACUCGGUCAUCUUCGCUGGGUUCUCCGCGGAGUCGCUCCGCGACCGUGUGCAGGACUGCAAGUCGCGCGUGCUCAUCACAUCCGACGAGGGGCGCAGAGGCGGCAAGACGAUUGCGACGAAGGUCAUCGCGGAUGCGGCGGUGAAGGAGUGCCCGCUCGUCGAACAUGUUCUGGUGCUUCGCAGGACAGGCAACGAGGUGCCCUGGACUGCCGGCCGCGACAAGUGGUGGCACGAGGAGAUCGCCAAGGUCCCGCGCUAUUGCCCGAUCGAGAUCAUGUCCUCUGAGGACCCGCUCUUCAUUCUUUAUACCUCCGGCUCCACUGGCAAACCGAAGGGUGUCGUCCACACCACUGGCGGCUACCUGCUGUGCGCCGCGCUCACGGUCAAGUACGUUUUCGACGUGCACCCAGACGACAAGUUCGCGUGCAUGGCCGACAUCGGCUGGAUCACCGGGCACACGUACAUCGUGUACGGCCCGCUCCUGAACGGCGUGACGACAACCGUGUUCGAGUCCACGCCCGUCUACCCCACGCCCUCGCGCUACUGGCAGACGGUCGACAAGCACCAGAUCACGCAGUUCUACUCCGCCCCGACCGCGAUUCGUCUCCUGCGCCGCCUUGGGGAGCACCACGUCCAGGACCACGACCUCGGCUCGCUGCGCGUGCUGGGCAGUGUCGGCGAGCCGAUCAACCCCGAGGCGUGGCACUGGUACAACGACCACGUCGGGCGCAAGCAGUGCGCCAUCGUCGACACGUUCUGGCAGACCGAGACGGGCUCGAUCGUCGUCACGCCCUUCCCCGGUGCCAUCGAGACCAAGCCCGGAUCCGCAACUGUACCGUUCUUCGGUAUCGAGCCUGCGAUCCUGGACCCCGUCAGCGGCGAGGAAUUGGUCGGGAACAGCGUCGAGGGCGUGCUCGUGCUCAAGCGCCCCUGGCCGUCAAUUGCGCGCACGGUGUACCAAGACCACAACCGCUACCUGGAGACGUACAUGAAGCCGUACCCCGGCUACUUCUACACGGGCGACGGCGCCGCGCGCGACGAGCACGGGUACAUCUGGAUCAAGGGCCGUGUCGAUGACGUGAUCAACGUGUCUGGCCACCGACUCUCGACGGCCGAGAUCGAGAGCGCGCUGAUAACGCACGCGGGCGUCGCCGAGACCGCAGUGGUGGGCACUGCGGACGAGCUCACUGGGCAGGCCGUGUACGCGUUCGUGACGCUCAAGCCGGAGUUCGCGUACGACCCGAACGACGAGGCGGGGCUCAUCAAGGAGCUCACGCUCGCGGUGCGCAAGGUCAUCGGGCCCUUCGCGGCACCCAAGAAGAUCUUCAUCGUCUCGGACCUGCCGAAGACGCGUUCUGGGAAGAUCAUGCGCCGCGUGCUGCGCAAGAUCGUCGCGGGCGAGGGUGACCAGCUCGGGGACCUGAGCACGCUCGCGGAGCCCGCCGUCGUCGACCAGAUCAAGCAGAAGGUCGCCGCGCUCUCAUGAACAACGCUGGUUGGGAUGGGUGUGCUGCCGCUCUCACAUGUAUCUAUAUCUUGGAUCUGCGGUGGGGUGCUAAUGGGUCUGGGGAUGGUUCUGGGGAGGGGCGAUCCGACUGACUAGUCAGUCAUGUCGUGAGACUACUUGUGUAUACUGUACGAUAGCAUUACUGGAUACCAGACGAAUUUAAAGCACGUUUCUUGAUUCA